AUGAAACUCCUUUCUACAGCCCUAGUGUCCAUCUUUCCCGUAGUGGCAUUGUCUGCGUCGGUUACCAUCGAUGCGGGCACGGUCAAGGGGGGAAAUGCACAGGAGGCAAUCCCUUAUGCCCAACCUCCCGUGAAAGAACUACGCUUCGAGCCCCCAAAGCCCUACAAGACCAAGUUCCCCCAGGGCAAAAUUGAUGCAACGGUCUCUGCUCCGACCUGCAUUCAAUUCUCCGAUGAUUUUACUCCUUCCAAAUUGAACUCAUCAGCGCUUUCCUCGGAGGACUGUCUCUACUUGGAUGUAUGGGCGCCUUCCUCGGCCACCAAGGGCUCAAACCUUCCGGUCAAGGUUUGGGUCUACGGUGGCUCGGAGACCGAAGGCUCGAUUUCGGAUCCUCUUUACGAUGGCUGUAAUGCUGCCGAUGCAGGCUCAAUUCUGGUGACAGUCAACUACAGACUUGGGCCUUUGGGCUUCGCAGCGUUGAGUAGCGCGGGGAUUCAGGGUAACCAAGGGAUUCAGGAUAUCCUUCUUGGAUUGCAGUGGGUUCAGGAAAACAUCGUGGCCUUUGGAGGUGAUCCGAAAAAAGUCCUGCUGUUUGGACAGUCCGCCGGAGCGGAGGAUGUCUAUAUCGUGGGCUCCCUUCCUCAGGCCUCUACUCUGGUCAAUAGUGUCAUCUCCGAAUCCGGGGGUGGCCGAAGUCUUGUUUCAAAUGCCACCCAGCAAAGAGUGGCUGCAUCAUACGCCAAAGUGCUGAAGUGCAGUUCUUCUGAUUCGACAAAGAAAGCGUGCCUGCAGUCCAAGACUGUGUCCGAUCUGCAAAACGCAUACAGCAGCGAUGCUUUCCUAACUCAAGGAGUUGGAUAUUACGGUGCACUGGGUGUGACCAGUCCCAAGACUCACGUUUUCUAUCCUUAUGUCGAUGGCAAGAUCAUCCCUAAGGACCCUUGGGAUACGGGUGUCAACGUCCCAACAGUAUUUGGAUUUACUACGAAUGAAGGGAUUGUCUUUGCCGUCCAGUGGUUGGAAACGAACCUCGAGAAGGGGAUUAUCGCCUCGCCAUCCACCUACAAAGAUUUCCUCCGCCGAGAUUUCGGGGCUGCCGCUUCGCUGGUUGAACAGAAUUACAAGCUAGCUGACUUUGAGGCCGCAGCUGCGCCUAUCGCUGCCAGUGGUGCAAUUCCUGGUUACAACGCCACCUCGUUCGCCGUCAUUCUUGCUAUGGCACAGGUUGUGACUGACUCGACGUACAAGUGCCCGGCGUGGUAUGGUGCCGUCCAAGCAACGCAGAAGAAGGUCCCUGCCUGGACAUACGAGUUCCAACAUGGGUCCAGUUGUACUUGGCUUCCUACAAUCCCUCAGAGCUCGGUGUCCCUUUUCACCGCCACUCACACGUCCGAAAUCCCAUACGUCUUCGGUAACUUGGACAACGAUUACAUUGUCAACGGGACUUGCAACUCAACGUCUGCCGAGUAUCGCCUCGGUGGGCAGAUGAUGGAUGCUUGGACUGCAAUGGCAGCGACUGCCAACCCAUCGACCAAGGACGUUUCGUGGCCGCGAUUCCACUCCGCGAAGAAUCUGUCGUCUCCAGGGUUGAUAUUUGGAAACUCAUCAGUGGCGGGCCAGGUUGAUUUCUCCGGUUGUGACCUGUGGACUGAGAUCAAUGCCAUUCUUUCCGGCAAUGCUACAGCCACAGCCACGGGGACACCGAAAAGUCAGAAGAGCAGUCCGACAUCCUCCUCAACCCCAUCCCCGACCUUCAAUGCGGCAGCCAACAUCCUGCCCACUGGUCAAAGCAUUGUUGCUAUGAGUUUGCUCGCUAUGGGCUUCGCUAUAUUUGCCUAA
This is a messenger RNA of Penicillium nucicola, 1839 nucleotides long. Its product is annotated as alpha/beta-hydrolase. Bases 1 to 1839 code for a protein of 612 amino acids. Lineage: Eukaryota; Fungi; Ascomycota; Eurotiomycetes; Eurotiales; Aspergillaceae. The transcript has 6 exons. The record is from RefSeq and is a predicted model, not a curated record.